Molecule: messenger RNA, 1817 nt
Organism: Contarinia nasturtii (swede midge)
Lineage: Eukaryota; Metazoa; Arthropoda; Insecta; Diptera; Cecidomyiidae
Product: extracellular serine/threonine protein CG31145-like
Exons: 13
Coding region: 106-1644 (512 amino acids)
Biological process (GO): protein phosphorylation
Cellular component (GO): Golgi apparatus
Molecular function (GO): protein serine/threonine kinase activity
Source: RefSeq, a predicted model, not a curated record
UUGUUUACAAGACGGUCUAUAGCCAACGGCACACAAUUCAUUCAAUAUUAAACGGUGAAAAGUUAGGACGCUCGUAACCAAGACAAAAAAAAACGCAAAAAUAUAAUGCGCCAAUCAAAAGACCGUUUUGCGAUUGUGUUUGGCACCUCACUUGUCGCCCUAACAUUUUUUUUAGUAUUAGACAUUCAAGCUGGCCUAAAUUUAAGUGGCACAUACCUACCGAUACCACCGGAAAAUACAAUAGAGAGCGAACAAACUUCGGAAAAUGUGGAGAAAAUGAACAAUCAACCGGAUGACAGCCAACAAAUUAACGAUAUCGACACAUUUGCCACUUUAAAGCGAAACAUCGGUUUUCACUUUGACAAAAUUGGCAAAGUAAGACAGUUCUUAGGGUCUAGGUCGUCAUCACAUGAUAUCGGGAAUAUUUUCAUAAAUUCACCAACUGAUCGUUUUGUCGAUUUACAAGAUGCAAUUAACUACAUUGAAUUCACCAAUUCGGUUGCGACACAAGAGGAAAAUGAACUGCCAACCUUAGGAUAUUUGAUAUCCGCUGAAGUAAAUGAAAAUUCAACCAUUUUGGACAAAUUCAAUUACGAAAUCAAACAAAAUGAAUUGUAUUCGAAGGAUUCGAAAACAAUUGAUGCCCUAAUUUAUGAAAUGGCAACACGUAAAAUUUCAAGAGUUGAAGAAAAAAUGGGUGGAACUCAAAUCAAGAUGACAAUGCAAUUUGAUAACGGGAUGUUGGCUUUGUCGAAGCCUAUGAGAUUCCCGAGAGAGCAGCAAACGCUUGAAAAUGUAAUGUUAUAUGCUGACUAUGAACGACAUACGGCCGAUAUCGCCGCGUUCCAUUUGGACAGAUUACUUGGUUUUCGACGUGCUUUUCCUGUCACUGGCCGAUGCUUGAAUGUUACGUCGGAAAUUUAUGACUUGGCGGACACGAAAUUAAGAAACACGUUUUUUAUCUCAUUGCAACCAUACAGUAACCAAUGUUUCUACGGAACUUGUGACCGCUAUUGUGAUAUAUACCAUCCUGUGUGCAGUGAAAAGGGAAUGCUAGAGACAUCGUUUAUAGCGUAUUUCCCGGUUUAUUUGGGCGUAAAGAACAAUCGCAUAGCGCAUCCGUGGCGAAAAUCAUAUAAUCCAAACCGUCAAGCCAUUUGGGAAAAAGAUCCAAAGUAUUGUGACAAGGUGAAAACCCAACCACCGUACAACAAAGGACGGCGACUCUUUGAUUUAAUUGAUCUGGCUAUAUUUGAUUUUUUAUCCGGCAACAUGGAUCGACAUCAUUACGAAAUCAUCAAAACAUUUGGCGAGGAUACAUUUACAAUACACUACGAUAAUGGUAGGGGUUUUGGUCGUCCAUUCUAUGAUGAACUUGCAAAUUUAGCACCGCUCGUGCAAUGUUGCAUGAUUCGGUCAUCCACAUUGAAAACACUGUUGAGGUUUCAAAAUGGACCAAAACCACUGUCACAAUUAAUGAAAGAGUCAAUGGCAUCGGAUCCGAUAAGCAAAAAUGCACCGGUAUUAUGGCAGCCUCAUCUCGAUGCACUUGACCGUCGUGUUGGUAUUAUUUUAACCACACUGCGAGGCUGCAUUGAAACACAUUCCAUACAUGACGUUGUUUAUCCACGUGAUGAAUUUUAAUUUUCAGCAUGCGAGGGCCACAGCACCGAAAGAGAUAUUGCACCAUCCAAAUUUCACGAUGAUUGCAAAAUUGAAACCAAACAUUGCAAACAUUGUGCAUGAAUUGAAUUCUAGAAUAAAAGCUCAUUUGGCGCAAGCUGAUUGAGAAAUUUAUCAUUUUUUUUACAUUUAAA